GCGCGGGUUGAUUCGCCCUUCCUCAGCCGCGGUCGCUCGCAGCUCGGAAAUGGCGGUUUUAUAGGUAAUGCAGCUUGAACGAGGUAUAAAGUGAGGUCUGCAUGAAAAUUGUUCUUACAGAUAGAGACUGUAUGAUACUGGUGUUACCGUAAAAGGAUUUGGUGCUAUGGAGAAAUUUUUGGUAGAAUAUAAGAGUGCAGUGGAAAAAAAAUUGGCAGAAUACAAAUGUAACACCAACACAGCAAUUGAACUGAAAUUAGUUCGUUUUCCUGAAGAUCUUGAGAAUGACAUUAGAACUUUCUUUCCUGAGUAUACCCAUCAACUCUUUGGGGAUGAUGAAACUGCUUUUGGCUACAAGGGUCUCAAGAUCUUGUUAUACUAUAUUGCUGGUAGCCUGUCAACAAUGUUCCGUGUUGAAUAUGCAUCUAAAGUUGAUGAAAAUUUUGAUUGUGUGGAGGCCGAUGAUGUUGAGGGUAAAAUCAGACAAAUCAUUCCACCUGGGUUUUGCACAAACACAAAUGAUUUUCUUUCUCUGCUGGAAAAGGAAGUUGAUUUCAAGCCCUUUGGAACCUUACUCCAUACAUACUCAGUUCUCAGUCCAACGGGAGGAGAAAACUUUACAUUUCAGAUAUACAAGGCUGACAUGACAUGUAGAGGCUUUCGAGAAUAUCAUGAAAGGCUUCAGACCUUUUUGAUGUGGUUUAUUGAAACUGCUAGCUUUAUUGACGUGGAUGAUGAAAGAUGGCACUACUUUCUAGUAUUUGAGAAGUAUAAUAAGGAUGGAGCUACGCUCUUUGCGACCGUAGGCUACAUGACAGUCUAUAAUUACUAUGUGUACCCAGACAAAACCCGGCCACGUGUAAGUCAGAUGCUGAUAUUAACUCCAUUUCAAGGUCAAGGCCAUGGUGCUCAACUUCUUGAAACAGUUCAUAGAUACUAUAUUACGUCUCCUUCAGUUCUUGAUAUUACAGCGGAAGAUCCAUCCAAAAGCUAUGUGAAAUUACGGGACUUUGUGCUUGUGAAGCUUUGUCAAGAUAUGUCCUGUUUUUCCCGGGAAAAGCUAAUGCAAGGAUUUAAUGAAGAUAUGGCAAUACAAGCCCAGCAGAAGUUCAAAAUAAAUAAGCAACAUGCUAGACGUGUUUAUGAAAUUCUUCGACUUCUAGUAACUGACAUGAGUGAUGCUGAGCAAUUCACAAGCUAUGAAAUGGAUAUUAAAAGAAGACUAAUUAGCCCAUAUAAGAAAAAGCAGAGAGAUCUUGCUAAAAUGAGAAAAUGUCUCAGACCAGAAGAACUGACAAAUCAGAUGAACCAGAUAGAAAUUGAGUUGCAACAUGAACAGCUGGAACAAAGCUUUCAGGAACUAGUAGAAGAUUACAGACGUGUUAUUGAACGACUUGCUCAAGAGUAAGAUUGUAUACUCUGAACAGGAUGCUUGCAAUUUUCUGUAUAUUGUGCUGUGACAAACCUAUGAUGACUUUAAUUUUAAUAUCUUGUAACAUUUUACUUACAUUAAAAGUUAUCUAUGUUAUGUUUAGUUGAAUUCUUUCAGAGAGAUUGUAUAUUUUAAAAUACUGUCUAGAGUCUAUGAGCAUAUAUUGCGUUAAAUGAUAAGUCUGAAAUACCACUGCAAUUGCUUUUAUUCUUAAACAGUAUAAUAAAUGAUUAGUUGUGGUAUAUUAAA
Dipodomys spectabilis (banner-tailed kangaroo rat) is the source of this 1681-nucleotide messenger RNA. It is a transcript of the gene Hat1, whose product is annotated as histone acetyltransferase 1. Gene Ontology annotation, biological process: subtelomeric heterochromatin formation. Gene Ontology annotation, cellular component: nucleus. The coding region runs from base 167 to 1408 and encodes 413 amino acids. Gene Ontology annotation, molecular function: histone binding; histone H4 acetyltransferase activity. The transcript has 12 exons. The record is from RefSeq and is a predicted model, not a curated record. NCBI's taxonomy places the organism in Eukaryota, Metazoa, Chordata, Mammalia, Rodentia, Heteromyidae.